Messenger RNA from Solea solea (common sole), 1863 nucleotides. RefSeq names its product synapse associated protein 1 (gene syap1). Bases 105 to 1199 code for a protein of 364 amino acids. The record is from RefSeq and is a predicted model, not a curated record. The transcript has 9 exons. Gene Ontology annotation, cellular component: cytoplasm; synapse. NCBI's taxonomy places the organism in Eukaryota, Metazoa, Chordata, Actinopteri, Pleuronectiformes, Soleidae.
UCAGUCGAUUACUUCCUGGUUGCAUAAAACUAGUCGAUCGCUGUCCAUAGUGUGUUGGUGUGUUGUUUUUCUACCAUUUAAGUUAUUUCUCGAUUUUGACCAAUAUGUUUAAAGGUUUGGGGACGUGGCUGGGUUUGGAAAAUCCCACGGAAACGACGACGUCAGAUGACACAGAGGACACGAGCGUGCGGCAGGAAAACAAGGUGGUAGAAGCUCAGAACGAGGUAAACAAACAACAACCAGCUGAGCAGCAGGACGAAGAGAAAGAGGCAAAACUGGAAAUCUUGGAUCAGAGCAAAGGACUGGGCGAGUUCAUCUUCAGUUUUGCCUCCAGUGCCACCAAAAAGAUUUCUGAUUCAGUGGUAGGGACUGCUCAGACCAUCAAGAAGACAGUGGAAGAAGGAAAGAUUGACGGCAUCAUAGACAAGACCUUUCUCGGAGACUUCCAAAAGGAGCAAGAGAAGUUUGUCCAAGAGAAGAAAGCACAAAAAUCAGAAGCAGCAGUGCCUCCCUGGGUUGGCUACAAUGAGGAAGAGACUAUACAGCAGCAGAUACUCGCUCUGUCAGCUGACAAGAGGAACUUCUUGCGAGACCCUCCUGCUGGUGUUCAGUUCCACUUUGACAUAGGGCAGAUGUAUCCUCUGGCUGCAGUGAUGCUGGAGGAAGACCAACUCCUUAACCGCAUGCGCUUCGACCUUGUUCCCAAACUUGUGAAGGAGGAGGCUUUCUGGAGGAAUUAUUUUUAUCGGGUUUCUCUGAUCAAGCAGUCCGCUCAGCUCACAGCGCUAGCAGCCCAGCAGCAGCAGAAGGACGGCGAGGACAGAGGAGCCAGUGUUUCACCUGAGGACAUUGUCUUAACAGAUAAUGUUAGACCAAAAACUCCACCAGUUUCCAUCAGUGACAAACAGAAGCCACGUCAGGAGGAAGAGGAGGAGAUGUCCACGAGCCCCGGAGUGUCAGAGUUUGUGAGCGAUGCAUUCGACUCAACGGCCAUCAACCAGGAGGAUCUGAGGAAAGAGAUGGAGCAGCUGGUGCUGGAUAAGAAGGACAGCACCCCUUCUCCUGACGAUGAGUCAGCAGACUGGGAGAAGGAGCUGCAGCAAGAGCUACAGGAGUACGAGAUGGUGGCCGAGUCCGACAACAAAGACGAACAGUGGGAUCAAGAGAUAGAGAAGAUGCUCCAGGCUGAUGAAAGCUAAACUAAUACCAUGUUUUGGUCUCUUGUACAGGCUGUGACCUGGUAGAAUGGAUGAAGAGUGAUAAAUAUUGACCAAUAAUGCACAUGGGGGGAUUGAUCUUUCAUACCCUCUGCCCCACCCAACUGUGAACACAGUCUUGUAAACAUUCUCCUGAUCUCGGUGAAGGUGUAGAUCCAGUUAGAGCAAGAGAAUUUGAUCUCCGUGGGAAGCAGUGGUAAUGUUUAGGUGUAUUUUUGAAGUACUGCUUCAUUUCUCCCUCCUAAAUAAUUUUUUUAUAUCUGCUUGGUUUCCCUUCUCUUUACUGUGUGGGGAAAAGCUGGUAGACGGCACCUCAGGACAAGUUCCAAGAAUUAAAAAAAUGGAUAGAGCUCAUUGGAAAUCACAGAUCUGUAUCAAACUGCAUCUUUGUUUCCGCUGCUACUUUGUGCUAGGUUGUAAAGUCUCAGUGUAGCUAUAGUGCAUUAACGUCAAAUGUAAAGUUACAUUUAUUUAAAUAAAGAGGAUUCUAAACCAUAUACUUAACCUUUUCAAUUUCCAUUUUAUAAUGAAAUGUGGCGGACUGUCCUAUCUGCUUGUCUUCUGUUCUUUUGUUUUCACUGCAGCUGAAAUACUGUAUAUUUUCUGUAUUAUCAGUGCUUAAAUAAAACAAAUCACUUAUUAUGGA